Vitis vinifera (wine grape) is the source of this 4277-nucleotide messenger RNA. Its product is annotated as putative disease resistance protein RGA4. Gene Ontology annotation, biological process: defense response to other organism. NCBI's taxonomy places the organism in Eukaryota, Viridiplantae, Streptophyta, Magnoliopsida, Vitales, Vitaceae. The record is from RefSeq and is a predicted model, not a curated record. The coding region runs from base 151 to 3717 and encodes 1188 amino acids. The transcript is spliced from 3 exons. Gene Ontology annotation, molecular function: protein binding; ADP binding.
UACAUGUUUAAGUUGAUUAGUAAAAGUUUCACCGUAGAUCCAUCUAGCUUGCAUAUGCAUAGCAGAGUGGAAACAUAAACUGAAUUGAUCUCACAAACUUCAUUACAUCCCUGAGUUAGUCAUCCACAAAUCAACAGAGAACUGGAAGCCAUGUAUGACUCAGUUUCAAUUAUAAUCAGCCCCAUCGCGAGCAGUCUCAUGACUGUGAUAUGGUUGUUGAUGGGACUAGGAGACAUCCCAGCAUUAGAGGGCAUCAAGGAUGAGUUGGAAAAGCUCUGGAGAGCCCUUGUCCCAAUAAAAGCUGAGCUGAUGGAUGAGGAGGACCUGCAAGUGGCUGAUCCAGUCUUGGAAUAUUGGCUGGGAGAGCUUCAAGAUGCAGCUUCUGAUGCACAAGAUGUAUUAGAGGCUUUUUCAACUAGAGUUUACUGGAGUGCUAGAAGAAAACAACAGCAGCAGGUAUGUCCAGGUAACGCUUCCCUUCAAUUUAACGUUUCCUUCCUUAAGAUCAAAGACAUCGUAGCUAGGAUAGAUUUGAUUUCACAAACAACACAAAGGUUGAUAUCUGAAUGUGUUGGGAGGCCAAAGAUCCCCUACCCACGGCCUCUACACUACACAAGUUCUUUUGCGGGUGAUGUUGUUGGUAGGGAAGAUGAUAAAUCUAAGAUAUUAGAUAUGCUUCUAUCCCAUGAUUCUGACCAGGGAGAAGAGUGCCACUUUUCUGUCAUUCCCAUCAUUGGCAUGGCUGGUGUGGGAAAAACAACUCUUGCUCAACUGAUCUUCAAUCAUCCUAUAGCAGUCCGACGUUUUGAUUUGAGGAUCUGGGUUUGUGUCACCGUUAAUUUUAACUUCCCUAGAAUACUUGAAAACAUCAUUACCUCUCUCUCCCACUUGAAUUGUGAUUUUGGAGGUUUAUCGACAAGUAUGCUAGAGUCUCGUGUUGUCCAAUUGUUGUCCGGGCAAAGAUUCCUGAUUGUCCUAGACGAUGUCUGGACUCACAAUUACUUUGAGUGGGAGCAGCUUGAGAAAGUAUUGAGGCACGGGGAAAGAGGAAGUAGAGUUGUGGUUACCAGUAGAACAUCUAAAGUAUCGGAUAUCAUGGGAAACCAAGGUCCUUAUCGCUUGGGUCUUCUGUCCGACGAUGACUGUUGGCAGUUGUUCAGAACGAUCGCCUUUAAACCAAGUCAGGAGUCAAACAGAACAUGGGGGAAACUGGAAAAAAUUGGUAGAAAAAUCGUAGCCAAGUGCAGAGGCUUGCCUUUGGCAGUCAAGGCAAUGGCAGGUCUGUUGCGUGGCAACACCGAUGUAAACAAAUGGCAGAAUAUCUCAGCGAAUGACAUUUGCGAAGUAGAGAAGCACAAUAUUUUCCCUGCCCUAAAACUGAGUUAUGACCAUCUACCUUCUCAUAUAAAGCAGUGCUUUGCGUACUGCUCGUUAUUUCCCAAGGGAUAUGUGUUUCGUAAAAAGGACUUGGUCGAGUUAUGGAUGGCAGAAGACUUCAUUCAAUCCACAGGACAAGAAAGCCAAGAGGAAACCGGAAGUCAAUAUUUUGAUGAGUUGCUAAUGAGGUUCUUCUUUCAACCUUCUGAUGUGGGCAGUGACCAGUAUACAAUGCAUGAUCUUAUCCACGAGUUGGCACAGCUAGUUUCAGGCCCACGUUGCCGGCAAGUGAAAGAUGGCGAGCAAUGCUAUCUAUCUCAAAAAACUCGUCAUGUGUCACUGCUAGGCAAAGACGUGGAACAACCAGUUUUACAGAUUGUUGAUAAAUGUAGGCAGUUACGCACACUUCUGUUCCCCUGUGGAUACUUGAAAAAUACUGGGAAUACCCUUGACAAAAUGUUCCAGACUUUGACCUGCAUCCGGACGUUGGAUCUAAGUUCAAGCCCAAUCUCAGAACUGCCCCAAUCAAUUGACAAGUUGGAACUUUUGCGCUACCUCGACCUCUCCAAAACAGAAAUCAGUGUGCUUCCCGACACCCUAUGCAACCUUUACAAUUUGCAAACCCUAAGACUCUCAGGCUGUCUUUCACUUGUCGAAUUGCCCAAGGACCUUGCGAACCUGAUUAACCUGCGACAUCUGGAGCUAGAUGAAAGGUUUUGGUACAAGUGCACAAAACUGCCACCAAGAAUGGGGUGCUUAACCGGUCUGCACAACUUGCAUGUUUUUCCAAUUGGCUGCGAGACUGGUUAUGGGAUUGAAGAAUUGAAGGGCAUGAGGUACCUGACCGGAACAUUGCACGUCUCAAAACUUGAGAAUGCAAAGAAAAAUGCAGCAGAAGCAAAGCUGAGGGAGAAAGAAAGCCUUGAAAAACUGGUUUUAGAAUGGAGUGGAGAUGUUGCUGCCCCACAAGAUGAGGAGGCUCAUGAGAGGGUGCUUGAAGAUCUACAGCCUCAUUCAAAUCUGAAAGAGCUCCUGGUUUUUCGCUUCUUGGGUACCAGAUUUCCUCUUUUGAUGAAAGAGAAGGCGCUUCAAAAUCUGGUGUCCCUUUCCUUGAACCAUUGCACAAAAUGCAAAUUUUUCUCAAUUGGCCACUUACCCCACCUUCGACGGCUGUUCCUGAAAGAGAUGCAGGAGUUGCAGGGAUUAUCAGUAUUUGGCGAAUCGCAAGAGGAACUUUCCCAAGCUAAUGAAGUUUCCAUUGAUACGCUCAAGAUCGUGGAUUGCCCUAAGCUAACAGAGUUACCCUACUUUUCCGAGCUAAGAGAUUUGAAGAUCAAAAGGUGCAAAUCCCUCAAGGUUCUCCCAGGAACCCAAUCUCUGGAGUUCCUGAUACUCAUUGACAAUCUUGUUUUGGAAGACUUGAAUGAAGCGAAUUCCUCCUUUUCUAAACUCUUGGAAUUGAAAAUUGUUUCUUGCCCUAAGCUGCAAGCACUGCCACAAGUGUUUGCACCGCAGAAGGUGGAGAUUAUUGGGUGUGAGUUAGUGACCGCCCUCCCAAACCCGGGUUGCUUUCGACGUCUUCAGCAUUUGGCAGUGGACCAAUCAUGUCACGGUGGAAAACUAAUAGGCGAAAUACCUGACAGCAGUUCUCUUUGCUCCUUGGUAAUUUCCAACUUCUCAAAUGCCACCUCCUUCCCAAAGUGGCCUUACCUUCCCUCUCUCAGGGCUUUGCACAUUCGGCAUUGCAAGGAUCUAUUGUCUUUGUGUGAAGAAGCAGCACCAUUCCAAGGUUUGACUUUCCUCAAACUAUUGUCUAUUCAAAGCUGCCCCAGCCUUGUGACGUUGCCCCAUGGAGGACUCCCCAAAACGCUUGAAUGCUUGACCAUCAGUUCCUGCACCAGCCUUGAGGCCCUUGGUCCCGAGGAUGUGCUAACAAGUCUCACGUCCCUCACGGAUCUUUAUAUUGAGUACUGCCCCAAAAUCAAGCGCUUGCCCAAGGAAGGCGUCUCCCCCUUCCUUCAACAUUUGGUCAUUCAAGGAUGCCCACUGCUGAUGGAGAGAUGCAGCAAGGAGGGAGGAGGCCCAGAUUGGCCAAAGAUCAUGCACAUUCCUGAUCUAGAGGUGGCGCCCACCAACGUUCGGUCGAGCCCAGAUUUCACAAAGUCCUCCAUGCAAGCAUCCGACUCCCCCGGUCCUGGUCCGAAGUCGCCUAAUAAGCCAAGGCCAUCCUCAGCGCAUUGGUACUCUCAUCUUUCAUGCUGCAGUAGAGGAGUUGAUGUAAGGGAAUCUACUCAAUCACCACGUCGUUUGAUGCUACGCGAAGGGCGUUGCAGAAGCUGAAUGAGGAGCUCAAGAUGUCACCGCCACAACCUCCACCAGUGCUGCCAGCAAUGCCGUCGCUAUUGUCAUGGCCAGAUUCAGCCGUCCCCACACUUACUGCCACCAUCGACCACCAACACGCACACGGUUAUCGUUCCUCACCACCCACCGUUUUUCCUUCCAGCACUAUCACUGCCUUGGUCUGACCAGCCCAGAGGAGCUCUUCACCGACACCAUCUUCAGUAUAUUGAUAUAGUCAUCUUUCAUGCUCUAGAGGUUAGUAACUACCAUACCUCUGCCUUAAAAUAUCUGCCAUGCUUGAUGUAAGGGAAACUGCAGAAUCGCUGCAUGGCUUGAUACCACAGGAAAGUAAAUUCAGAACUAUAUAUAUACUCUUAUAAUUUGUUAUAUGCAAUUUAUCAGAACAACAAGGAACGUAUCGCAACAUAUAUAGAAGUCUGGGAUAUAUAAGUAACCCAAUCAGAUGAUUAAGAAUACCAUACUCAUAAUUUUAUGAGAAUGUACCAAACUGGUAUUAACUUCAGCAUAAUGCAAUAGCCAUCAGGUUUCCUGGAUGAUAA